AGAAAGAGAAAAGACCCUGUCAAAAAACCGAAUGUGCACGUGCACUUGCUAUUCAAUAACAAUUUAAUAAAUUUAUUAAAUAAAUCACAAAUAAUUAAGUUUUUCUUAAAUAAAUUCAACUUAAAUUGAACGUUAAAUACAUCUUAACAAAAUGGUGAAAAAGAAGAUCGACAAUCGUAUUCGUGUCAUGAUUGAAAAUGGUGUUAAACUUGGACAUCGUACAAUGUUUAUUAUCAUUGGUGACAAAGCUAGAGAUCAAGUACCAAUUUUGUAUGAUAUUCUUACAAAAUCUACAGUUAAAACUAGACCAACAGUCCUUUGGUGUUAUAAAAACAAAGAUGAAGCUAUCUCCAAUCAUGGAAAGAAACGUGCAAAGAAAAUAGCUGCUGGUAAAAUAGACGUAAACGAUGCUGAUCUAUUUGACACGUUUAGAGUUUCCACCACAAUUCAUGGUCGAUACUAUAACGAGACUCAUGCUGUUCUCGGUCGUACCUAUGGAGUUUGUGUGCUCCAAGACUUCGAAGCACUCACUCCAAAUUUACUUGCUCGAACUGUGGAAACAGUCGAAGGAGGUGGAUUAAUUAUUUUACUUUUAAAGUCCCUAUCUUCUUUGAAACAACUCUACACAAUGAGUAUGGAUGUCCACAAACGAUACAGAACAGAAGCUCAUCAAACAAUAACGUGUCGGUUUAAUGAACGAUUAAUUCUAUCAUUGGCUGAUUGUAAACGGUGUUUGGUUGUAAAUGAUGAUCUCACUGUGUUGCCACUUAGUUCUAAAACUAUCAAUGUUGAUCCUGUUAAUCCAGCUGUAAUUGGUAAGUCAGAAAACGAUGAAAUGUUACAGGAUUUAAAAGAAAACCUACGAGACACUCCUCCAGCUGGACCAUUGGUUAAUCUUUGCAAAACUUAUGACCAAGCUAAGGCUGUAGCUCAAUUUAUUGAAGCUUUAGCGGAAAAACAACUGAAGCCUCCAACAUCACUGACAGCAGCACGUGGUCGUGGUAAAUCUGCCGCAAUGGGUCUCUCAAUUGCUGCAGCUAUAUCUUUUGGUUAUGUCAAUGUUUAUGUAACUUCUCCUCAUCCAGAGAAUUUAAUAACUCUGUUUGAGUUUGUCCUCAAAGGAUUUGAUGCCCUCGAAUAUCAAGAACACUCUGACUACACAAUAAUUCGAUCAACCAAUGAAGACUAUAAAAAAGCAAUCAUUCGAAUCAAUAUAAACAGACAGAAUCGGCAAACCAUUCAAUACAUAUCGCCCAACGAUACACAUCUCUUGAAUGCUGCCGAUCUUUUGCUUAUUGAUGAAGCGGCUGCCAUCCCACUGCCUCUUGUCAAGAAAAUGAUUGGACCAUAUCUUAUAUUUAUGGCUUCGACUAUUAAUGGCUAUGAAGGAACUGGAAGAUCACUUAGUCUCAAACUGAUUUCACAGCUUCAAAAGGAAAGCAAUGCUCCGCCACCGAUAAAAUUGGAAGAAUCUAUUCGUUAUCGUGAAGGCGAUGACAUUGAAAGUUGGCUCAUCAAUCUGCUUUGUCUCGAUGCAACUACAGUUCCUAAUAUUAGUUCAGGUUGUCCAACUCCUGAUGUCUGUGAAUUAUACUACAUUGAUCGUGAUGCAUUAUUCUCCUACCACAAAGCAGCUGAAUCUUUUCUCCAUCGAGUGAUAUCGAUUUAUGUUGCUUCGCAUUACAAAAACAGUCCAAAUGACUUGCAAAUGAUAAGUGAUGCACCAGCACAUCAUUUAUUCUGUUUAUUGGGUCCAAUUCAAAGAAAAGAUCAAUUACCUGAGAUAUUGGUUGUUGUGCAAGUAGCAUUAGAAGGUGAAAUAUCAUCUCAAACAAUAACAAGUUCAUUGGGAAGAGGCAAGAAGGCUAGCGGUGAUUUAAUACCAUGGAAUAUUUCUGAACAAUUUGGUGAUCACGAGUUUCCUAAGUUAUCUGGAUUGAGGAUUGUUCGAAUUGCAACUCAUCCUAAUUAUCAGAGAAUGGGUUAUGGUAAAAGAGCUAUUAAACUUCUAAAAGAUUACUAUGAUCUUAAAUUUACUGAUCUGAACGAAAAUGCUAAUGGAGACGAAAAUGGCAUUGAAGAAGUAGAUGAAGAAGACGUUGGUCUUCUCAAAGAAACCAUAGCUCCGCGUCGUAAAAUUCCGACUUUGUUAAAACGCCUUAAUGAACGUUCUCCAGAAAAUAUCGACUAUAUUGGAACAUCAUAUGGUUUAACGAAAGAUUUACUUAAAUUUUGGAAAAAUCAAGGUUUUGUUCCUGUUUAUGUUAGUCAAAAAGCAAAUGAUUUAACUGGAGAGCAUUCUUGUAUAAUGUUACACACUCUCCACAAAGAAGGAAUCAUGAAAAAAGCUACCAGUGAAUGGUUGGCUUUAUAUUUCAAUGAUUUCCGACGAAGAGUUAUCAAGCUAUGUGGACGAGUGUUUAAGGAUUUCCCAACGAGCUUAGCGCUUUCGUUGCUGGACAAUAAAUCAGUAAAAGUCAAAACUAAAGAGUUGGAUAAAGAUACACUGGAUGUGUAUUUCCUCCCACACGACAUUCAAAGACUCGAAGCAUAUUCAAGAAAUCAAGUUGAAUUCAGGCUUAUUCUUGAUUUAGUUACCGAUAUAAGUUCUCUAUUCUUCCAAGGACGAAUUCAAGGAUUCCAGACUGAUUCUUUACAAAAGGCAAUUCUUCUUGCAAUGGGAGUGCAAGGCAAAACAGUGGAUGAAAUAGCAUCUGAACUGAAUAUGCCUUCUAGUCAGAUUCUUGCAAAGUUUUAUGAUCUUAUAAAGAAGACAACAAAAUACUUUGCCAAUGUGAUUGAAGGUCAUAUUGAGAAUUCAAUGGUUAGUGAAAAGCGACUGAAUCAUGGGGAAGAAUUUGUACCUAUUUCAGUGUCGCUUAAUGACGAAUUGGAGGAAACAGCAAAGAUUUUAUCAAAACAACAAAAAGAAGAACUUAAGAAACUAAAAAAGGAAAGUCUACAAGAUUUUGUAAUCAAAGGUACUGACGAAGACUGGUCCAAGGCACUUUCUUCAGCUGGAGCUGGUAAAACAAAGCUAAUUUCAGUUAAAAGUGGAGUCAAGAGGCUAGAUGAACCAAUUGUGACGACUGAAGAGCAACAACCAUCGAAAAAGAAGAUGAAAUUUGGUAAAAAGAAGAAGCAUGCUGGGAAAUCAAUUGUCUAACAAUCAAGGGAAUACGUUACUUUCAUUUAAUUAUUGUAUAAAUAGUUAAGAAUAUUUGAAAUAUAGACGAUUAUAUUUUUUACAAUAUUAA
Molecule: messenger RNA, 3257 nt
Organism: Episyrphus balteatus (marmalade hoverfly)
Lineage: Eukaryota; Metazoa; Arthropoda; Insecta; Diptera; Syrphidae
Product: RNA cytidine acetyltransferase
Exons: 13
Coding region: 152-3166 (1004 amino acids)
Biological process (GO): rRNA acetylation involved in maturation of SSU-rRNA
Cellular component (GO): nucleolus; 90S preribosome
Molecular function (GO): 18S rRNA cytidine N-acetyltransferase activity; ATP binding; tRNA binding
Source: RefSeq, a predicted model, not a curated record